Chlorella variabilis is the source of this 858-nucleotide messenger RNA. RefSeq lists its product as hypothetical. NCBI's taxonomy places the organism in Eukaryota, Viridiplantae, Chlorophyta, Trebouxiophyceae, Chlorellales, Chlorellaceae. Gene Ontology annotation, molecular function: translation initiation factor activity; translation initiation factor binding; RNA binding. Gene Ontology annotation, cellular component: eukaryotic translation initiation factor 3 complex. Bases 1 to 858 code for a protein of 285 amino acids. Gene Ontology annotation, biological process: translational initiation. The record is from RefSeq and is a predicted model, not a curated record. The transcript has 7 exons.
AUGCCCCAUGAUGCAUCUUGUGCCACGGCAACCUGCUGCACAUCACUAGGAAUGCCUGAAACCGCUGCUUUUACUGCGUCAAAAUUUUGGCCAGUGGUGGACAACCUGCCCGCUGUGCCUGCUGAGAAGUACGACAAGCUGACCGCUAUCCUGACCAAGAUCUUUGGCGGCAGCGGGCGCAUCCGCGAGGGCGGCCUGUUCCACCCGCAGGACGAGGCCACCAAGCGCAGCAAGGGCUAUGCUUUUGUGGAGUAUGAGAACGCGGAGCAGGCGCGGGCCGCGCAGGCCGCCCUCAACGGCUACCAGCUGGACAAGGCGCACAAGUUUGCGGCCACGCUGUUUGACGAGGCAGACCGGCUGGCCAAGGUGCCCGACGAGUAUGGCGGCCCCGAGGAGCGCACGUAUGCACCGGCUGAAAACCUGCUGGAGUGGCUGAGCGACAAGCGCGGGCGCGACCAGUUUGCCAUCCGGUACGGCGACGAGACUGAGGUGUGCUGGAAUGACGCGCCCAAGCAGCAGGAGGAGACGGUGUACAAGCGCAGCUUCUGGUCGGAGGCGUUUGUGGAGUGGAGCCCCCAGGGCAGCAUGCUGGCCACUGUGCACCGGCAGGGCGUGGCCAUGUGGGGGGGCGCCUCCUUUGGCCGCCUCAUGCGCGUCAGCCAUCCCAACGUGCAGCGUCUGCUCAUCUCUCCCUGCGAGCGAUUCCUGCUGACCUUCAGCGAGUUCCCAGACGGCAGGGGGAGGCCGCAUGUGAGCGCGAUUGUGAAGGGGGCUGCGGCGCACGACCGCUUCACGGUCAAGGCUGUUGAGGGUGAGCGUGGUGCUGGAUGUGAAGGAGGGAGAAAGAUGGCGGCGUGA